CUUUUCAAGGCAAAUUGAACAUGGACGUGACGUUCCGAGAUGAGGAUACGGCUGCACUGGUGGCGAUGCUGGAUGCGCGGCAAGAGCGCAAGUCGCGCCGCAACCUACAGAAGAAAGUUUAUUACCGCCAGGAUAAGCAAGUUCACAAAUAUCUGAAGGAGCGUGUUCUUGAACUGGAAGCAGAACUUUGUCGACUCUCCCGCUUGCCACGGUCCAGUGUACUGCCAUGGCAUGACACAGCAAGAGGGCUACGCGACGAGGCAUUCGAAUCUUUGCAUCACAACCGAUACCUCAAGAAGAAAGUUCGCGAGUACAGUUGUUUGGGAGUGCUGUUGAGGGAUUUUGUCGACUCGUCGGUGGUUCAGAGUGCACCAACCGGUACGUGGCACGCGUCAAACCUCCGCCUCGAUCGUGUGCGGCUUCAUGCGCAUCCUGACGCGAGGCGGCACGGCCUCGAUUGGCUCACCCAAGUCAUGUACCACAACACGGACAAGUUGCUGGAAAAGUACGCGUUUCCAGAUCGGACACCGUACUCGCGGCUGGCGGACGUUACUGUCGACACUACAAGUCUUGACGCGUUGAGCUACGUCCAGCGAUAUCAGCUAGAGCUUCAGCUACCGCUGGAGGCUGUACUCCCAUUAGCCACGUCAUAUUUUCAAUCGGGCGCGUCGUCUGAACAACUGGAAGUUCACUACAAAACCAAGCAAUAUCUGGACGUCCAGAUGACAAAGAGCAUCGCGGACUCGAUGACGUACGAUGUCGUGACCAACUGGUCGUUGUAUCCACAGCCAGGGACGACUCGUCUCUGUCGGAUCUUUCAAGAUGCGAACCGAUACGUGCUGGUUAGUCAAAGCAUCCCAGACGACGAAAAACUCCCUUCCAAGAACAUCGACAGCAAGACGUUGACGUGGGUUGUCUUGGACCAGGUUUCUCCGACAGUCACGAUCAUGCGGUGUCUGUUUGUCGUGUCCCAAGGCCUCGACCUGCGAACUGGCAUUUACGUCCCGCUGCUCCAUGAAGCGCUGGCCGAUUGGAAUUUGGACCUUCGUCCCAUUCCUCCACCCGCCCGUCUCGACGCGUUUUGCCAGCAUGUUCGAACGCUGGGAUAUCGCAACAUUCAGUCGCACGACGCAGACUUUUCCAAGUUAUUUCGUUGUGCCAUCUAAACCACGUUGGUCUAACGUCAUAAGGACUGCUGCGACUCAUCCACGCGCGUUGAGCAAGCAUUCGUUUGUCGAGAUGUCCG
Molecule: messenger RNA, 1246 nt
Organism: Aphanomyces invadans
Lineage: Eukaryota; Oomycota; Saprolegniomycetes; Saprolegniales; Verrucalvaceae
Exons: 4
Coding region: 21-1166 (381 amino acids)
Source: RefSeq, a predicted model, not a curated record